AUGUUAAAUGUGAUGUUAAAUAUAAUGUUAAAUGUCAUGUUAAAUGUCAUGUUAAAUGUCAUGUUAAAUGUCAUGUUAAAUGUCAUGUUAAAUGUCAUGUUAAAUGUCAUGUUAAAUGUCAUGUUAAAUGACAUGUUAAAUGUCAUGUUAUAUGUCAUGUUAAAUGACAUGUUAAAUGACAUGUUAAAUGUCAUGUUAAAUGUCAUGUUAAAUGUCAUGUUAAAUGUCAUGUUAAAUGACAUGUUAAAUGUCAUGUUAUAUGUCAUGUUAAAUGUCAUGUUAAAUGUCAUGUUAAAUGUCAUGUUAAAUGUCAUGUUAAAUGUCAUGUUAAAUGUCAUGUUAAAUGUCAUGUUAAAUGUCAUGUUAAAUGUCAUGUUAAAUGUCAUGUUAAAUGUCAUGUUAAAUGUCAUGUUAAAUGUCAUGUUAAAUGUCAUGUUAAAUGUCAUGUUAAAUGUCAUGUUAAAUGUCAUGUUAAAUGUCAUGUUAAAUGUCAUGUUAAAUGUCAUGUUAAAUGUCAUGUUAAAUGUCAUGUUAAAUGUCAUGUUAAAUGUCAUGUUAAAUGUCAUGUUAAUUGUCACAUUAAAUGUCAACAAUCGUUGUUCCUUCUACUCAUGUAUUUGA
Psylliodes chrysocephalus is the source of this 621-nucleotide messenger RNA. The record is from the annotation of a GenBank genome assembly. NCBI's taxonomy places the organism in Eukaryota, Metazoa, Arthropoda, Insecta, Coleoptera, Chrysomelidae.